GGGCGCAGCGGGACGCAAUCGGCGUUCAAAAUGGCGUCGGCGGCUGCAGCCAAAGUUCAGGAGGUCCGGGAAAUCACGAGGAUCGAGCGGGUCGGAGCCCACUCGCACAUCCGGGGCCUCGGACUCGAUGACUCCCUGGAGCCUAGGGCGGUGUCCCAGGGGAUGGUGGGACAGACGGUGGCCCGACGGGCAGCUGGCAUCAUCCUGGAGAUGAUCAAGGAAGGCAAGAUCGCCGGGAGGGCGGUCCUCAUCGCCGGUCAACCGGGCACGGGAAAGACUGCCAUUGCCAUGGGCAUGGCCCAGGCCCUGGGUCAGGACACUCCCUUUACGGCGAUAUCGGGGAGCGAGAUCUUUUCCCUCGAGAUGUCCAAGACGGAGGCCCUGAUGCAGGCUUUCCGGAAGUCCAUUGGUGUCCGCAUCAAGGAGGAGACGGAGAUCAUCGAAGGCGAGGUGGUGGAAAUACAGAUUGACCGACCGGCUACAGGCACAGGUGCCAAGGUGGGAAAGCUGACCCUGAAGACCACAGAGAUGGAGACCAUAUACGACCUGGGCCAGAAAAUGAUAGAGUCGCUCACCAAGGAGAAGGUGCAGGCCGGGGACAUCAUCACGAUCGACAAGGCGACGGGCAAGAUCACCAAGCUGGGCCGGUCGUUCACCCGUGCCCGGGAUUACGACGCCAUGGGGCCCCAGACCAAGUUUGUCCAGUGCCCUGAGGGGGAGCUGCAGAAGCGCAAGGAGGUGGUGCACACGGUCACCCUGCACGAGAUUGACGUCAUCAACAGUCGCACCCACGGCUUCCUCGCGCUCUUCUCUGGGGACACGGGGGAGAUCAAGGCAGAGGUGCGUGAGCAGAUCAACGCCAAGGUGGCGGAGUGGCGGGAGGAGGGCAAGGCGGACAUAGUGCCGGGGGUGCUGUUUGUGGACGAGGUGCACAUGCUGGACAUGGAGUGCUUCUCCUUCCUCAACCGGGCCAUGGAGAGCGACCUGGCCCCCGUGCUGGUCAUGGCCACCAACCGGGGCCUCACCCGCAUACGGGGCACCAACUACCAGAGCCCCCACGGCAUCCCCAUCGACCUGCUCGACCGCCUCGUCAUCAUCGCCACCAAGCCCUACCAGGAGCGCGAGGUCAAGCACAUCCUCCGCAUCAGGUGCGAGGAAGAGGACGUGGAGAUGAGUGACGAGGCCCUGAUGGUCCUGACCAAGAUCGGGAUGGAGACCACCCUCCGCUACGCCAUCCAGCUCAUCACGGCCGCACACCUGGUCUGCAAGAAGAGGAAGGGCACGGAGGUUUCCAUACAGGACGUGAAGCGCGUCUACUCCCUGUUCCUGGACGAGUCUAGGUCGUCACAGUUCCUCAAGGAGUACCAGCAGGAGUUCAUGUUCAACGAGAUGGUGGGCGACAUGGAAAUGGAGACGGCGUGAAGUAUGUGAGCGGGCCGAUCUGGAAUCGCGUUCCUUCCUUCAUCACUCAACCCUUCUGUUGCCUUUUCUCUUCAUUUGCGCCUCAUUGUUCGAAAUGUUUCAAGAGCCAUUAAACGGAGCCCUCUCUCACGUCCACCAAUGGGGGUCACCACAA
Messenger RNA from Ixodes scapularis (black-legged tick), 1576 nucleotides. It is a transcript of the gene rept, whose product is annotated as ruvB-like 2. Gene Ontology annotation, cellular component: R2TP complex; Swr1 complex; NuA4 histone acetyltransferase complex. Gene Ontology annotation, molecular function: DNA helicase activity; ATP binding; ATP hydrolysis activity. Bases 31 to 1422 code for a protein of 463 amino acids. Lineage: Eukaryota; Metazoa; Arthropoda; Arachnida; Ixodida; Ixodidae. The record is from RefSeq and is a predicted model, not a curated record. Gene Ontology annotation, biological process: regulation of transcription by RNA polymerase II; box C/D snoRNP assembly; chromatin remodeling. The transcript is spliced from 11 exons.